This is a messenger RNA of Phytophthora nicotianae INRA-310, 778 nucleotides long. RefSeq lists its product as hypothetical. The transcript has a single exon. Lineage: Eukaryota; Oomycota; Peronosporomycetes; Peronosporales; Peronosporaceae. The coding region runs from base 357 to 668 and encodes 103 amino acids. The record is from RefSeq and is a predicted model, not a curated record.
CCGUACUUAGGUCCGGAAAUACUUCUAGGGCAUUAGUGAGAAGAAGUCAAGCAAGUUCAGCAUCUUCAAGAGGGUUUCCAAGCGUCUCUUCAAAUAACUGCACAGGAUCGCAGUUUACAAGCAGCCGCCUGUACCGACCGGCUAGACGCGGCCCGAGCGAGCCGGUGAUGAUAGCUUGAGCCUUCUGCCACCGCUCAUUCCAGCGUCGCUUCUUGGCAGAGCUCCAGGAGCUGCCUUGGACCACUUCUUUGGCCACUAAAGACCACAGGUUUUGUACCUUGAGUUUUAACUCGAUCAUUGUCCUCCAUAGUUCAUAGUCGUCAGCACCUGUGAACUUGGGCACUUCAAGGCUUGGCAUGUCCCUCGUUGUGGACCGGUCGCGCUUCUUCUUGCUAGCACGUUUUCGCUUAGAGCCGCUUUGCCGUUCCGAGCUAUUUGUACUCGACUCAGGCGCACUCCUAUCAGACGAAGAGUCCGAACGCACCGAGCUCACAGAACCGCUGAUUGAGACAGCAUCCUCAGACGAUGGUGACGACGGUGGCGACCUUGACGGUUCCGAAGACGCUUUACUGGCGUUGUACUGUUGCCUUUGCGACCAUUCGGUUCAGGUUGAACCAACCUUCUCGAUGAUCCUUGAACACGAAGAGAUACCCUGUUUGAGCUCAUAACCUGACGUUUGCUCAUUCUGAAGUAGAUAGAGUAGGAAGUUGAACGCUGUCUAGCGGGGCCUCAGCUACGGGAUCUUGUUUGCAGUGCUUGGCAAGGAGAAGGAGAAUCC